UUCGGAGAGUAAGGUUUCUUGUCCAUUGUGCAGUCAACUAUUUUUAUUAGACGUUUUGCUAUUGUUGUGUAGCGUAUCAGACAUUCUGAUGUCACUUGAAAAGAAAGUUGACACAUCCCAGUCAUUCAACAUCAAUGUGACAAGGGAGGACCUGUUUGAAAGGGGGCUGAAACAGUGGGCCAGGCAAAAACAGGCCUCCCCAAAGAAUCUCCUCAGGGUCUCCUUCAUUGGAGAAAAUGGAAUAGACCAAGGCGCUCUUCGUAAAGAGGAGUUCCUUACUGAAAUGGUGUGUGGAAUUGAAGCACGUUUUUUUGAAGGAGAUGGGGAAAGGGGCAAAACCCCUAAAUACAGUAUUUGUGACUACCAGGACAACAGUUUCAAGACUUGUGGGGAGAUUUUUGCCACAAGUUUGGUGCAGGGGGGUCCUCCACCAAACUUCCUUACAAAAUGGUGCUACCAUUUCUUGUGCCAUGGGGAGAUGGACAAAGAUUUGGGUGUACUCGAAGUCACUGAUCAGGAUAUUAAAAAUCUGAUGACAGAGGUGGAAAAUGCAGAAGGUGGAGAAAAGCUGAUAGAUUUAUCAGAUGCGAUUGUGGCAUGUGGCUACACUGGGCCAAUAAAUGUUGACCAAAAAAAGGCCAUCACAGAUGCCAUCGCUUUGCAUGGACUGGUGAGGCUGAUCCCGAUCUUGAAUCAGCUGCGUGAGGGAUUGAGGCUCUACGGAUUAGAUGAGGUGUUAGCACAGCACACCCAGAUGUGCCAGCAGCUCUUUGUCCCCGGCCACUUACAGGAAGUGAAUGUAGACUUCCUUCUGCUUGCGCUAUCUCCUGAUUUCAGUGAGGAAGGAUCUGUGAGACGACAGCGAGAGAUGCGGAUCAUCAAUUUUCUGCAGGAUUUCUUGCAAAAGUUGGAAGACAGAGAAGCAGACAGCCAAGAAGAGGGCAGCCCUGAAGGUCAAAGUCACGUGGCACAAAGUCACUUCCUUCAGUGGGUCACAGGUCAGGCACAUGUUCCACUGAUCGAAUCCAAGAGAGAGGCAUUCAAGAUAACUGUUAAUUUUGAUCAUGAAUGCGACUCCCGCUAUGGGACACAUAGCCUUUGUUAUCCCAUUGUCAAUGCUUGUGCUGUUGCCAUUACUUUUCCUACACGCCACUUAGCCACAUACCAAGAUUUUGAAAACAACCUAACCGAGGCAAUCUGUGGUGGUUACGAGUUCAGCAGACACUAAAGUAGCAUUUAAGGUCCUUGUUACUUAUUUUAGUUACUUGGUAAGUAAUUUGUUACCCUUUUUGUGCUUUGUUUCUACCGUGUACAAACAAGUGUAAAAAAAAAGUUGUUCUAUUGUUAAAAAGAAAUCUAAAGAUUUAACUGUGGUUGUUGUUAGCUUUUCUGUGCUUUGUUUGUAUUUUAUACUGUGUACAAACAAGUAUACAACAAAGUUGUUCUAUUGUUAAAAAGAAUAAAUCUAAGGAUUUAA
Messenger RNA from Pimephales promelas (fathead minnow), 1477 nucleotides. Lineage: Eukaryota; Metazoa; Chordata; Actinopteri; Cypriniformes; Leuciscidae. The record is from RefSeq and is a predicted model, not a curated record.